CAGACUUUGGUUUGCUCAAUUGCAUCACAUCUCAUCAUCCAACAUGACAAACACCAACACAAAUUCUGCAUCAAAGAGAUUGGCUGUUGUUACAGGAGCCAAUAAAGGGCUUGGAUUGGAGAUAUGUCGCCAGUUAGCCUCCAAUGGUGUAAGAGUGGUUUUGACAGCCAGAGAUGAGAAGAGGGGUGUUGAAGCGGUUGAGAAGCUCAAAGGGUCUGGACUCGCUGAUGUGGUUUUUCAUCAGCUGGAUGUGAAGGAUCCUGCUAGUAUUUCUUCCCUUGCUCUUUUCAUCAAAACCCAAUUUGGAAAGCUUGAUAUAUUGGUGAACAAUGCAGCUAUCUUAGGAAUCAAAUUAGAUGAUGAUGCCUACGGAGCCCUAAUGGCAGUGGAUGGUUCUGAAGAAGUUAAGGCAGCUAAAUUUAGACAAUUGGCAAGGCAAACUUAUGAGACAGGUGAAGAAUGUCUACAAGCAAACUACUAUGGCACCAAAAAAGUGACUGAAGCACUUCUUCCUCUCCUUCAGUUUUCUGAUUCGCCAAGAAUUGUGAAUGUUUCUUCCUCUGCAGGGAAGCUACAGAAUAUCUCAGUCAUCUGGGCUAAGGAAGUGCUAAAUGAUAUUGAUGGCCUAACAGUAGAGAGAGUGGAUGAGGCAGUGAACAAGUAUCUAAAGGAUUUCAAGGAGGGUUUAAUAGAAACUCAGGGCUGGCCUGCAUAUAGUAUGUCCAAAGCAGCUUUGAAUGCCUACACAAGGAUUUUAUCGAAAAAGUUCCCCAAAUUCCGGAUAAAUUGUGUCUGCCCAGGUUCUGUCAAAAGUGACUUUAACUACAACUUAGGGAAAUUUACUGUUGAAGAAGGUGCAGCAGGUCCUGUAAAGUUGGCUUUGUUGACUGAUGAUGGCCCUUCUGGGCUAUUCUUUUUUCAGAAGGAAGUGACUUCCUUUUGAUCGAAUAUUGUUCAGGAAUUGUAUUUUUCCUUUUUCUUUUCUGGUGGGGGGUUGGGGAUGAAGAUCAUCUUCUUUUGUUCAAAUGCUGUUCAAGAUCAUCUUCGUGAGAGAAAAUAAAGCUGGAAUUAACUUAUUUCCAUACAUAGUUCUUUGCUCCAAUGUAUAAAGCAUCUCUCUAAUGAUGAAAUAAAAACAGGUUAGAAUUGGUACUAAA
This is a messenger RNA of Telopea speciosissima, 1157 nucleotides long. RefSeq names its product salutaridine reductase-like. Gene Ontology annotation, cellular component: membrane. Lineage: Eukaryota; Viridiplantae; Streptophyta; Magnoliopsida; Proteales; Proteaceae. The record is from RefSeq and is a predicted model, not a curated record. Gene Ontology annotation, molecular function: oxidoreductase activity, acting on the CH-OH group of donors, NAD or NADP as acceptor. The transcript has 5 exons. The coding region runs from base 44 to 943 and encodes 299 amino acids.